Molecule: messenger RNA, 3306 nt
Organism: Egretta garzetta (little egret)
Lineage: Eukaryota; Metazoa; Chordata; Aves; Pelecaniformes; Ardeidae
Gene: UBAP1
Product: ubiquitin associated protein 1
Exons: 8
Coding region: 643-2211 (522 amino acids)
Biological process (GO): regulation of DNA-templated transcription; ubiquitin-dependent protein catabolic process via the multivesicular body sorting pathway
Cellular component (GO): ESCRT I complex
Molecular function (GO): ubiquitin binding; DNA binding
Source: RefSeq, a predicted model, not a curated record
AUAGUCUGCUUGCAGGCAGUGCCUCGCAGUCACUGGUCACAUACAGAGGACUGGUGAGGUAUGUGACGUCUGUAUGAUUUCACACAUGGCCUGGCUUUUACAAUAAUAACAAAUCAAGUUGAUGUCUUAAUUGCUACUCUGAUACAGAGGAACUAGCAACGUAGUGGUUGUCUGACACUGUGAUCCAGGUCUGAAGGGCGCAACCUAUUUUGUGUGCUGUAGUCUGGUCAUCUCCUCUGUGGCACUGGGACUAAUAAAGCCCAUGCAGCUCUAGUGGUCGACAUGCAGCUGUACUGUGGGUGGUUUUGCCCUUGACAGCCUUCCUGAGAUGGCAGACUGGGCACCGUUUCACAUCCUUUUUCUUCUAUCUUUGAAGCCGCAAUGCUUUGCUUGCUUCUGAGACACAGUUGCAAGCUAGCGACAAAACCAGUUCUCUAGCAUAGUGGAGCGGGUUUGGAUGUAACACCGAUGUUGAGAGAGAUGGUGACACGUGUUGAGAAGAACCUGACAAACAUCGAGCAGAAUGACGCACAGCUUUUAUGUACAAGGUCCACCUGGAGUUGCCCAGCAUGACUCACUUCCCCAUAACCUAUAGCGUCUGCUCGCUGUGUUUCAUGAAGUCUGAUUGCACCCAGAUUCUAAAUGGCUUCUAAGAAGUUGGGAUCCGACUCUCAUGGGCCUUUCAGUUAUCUUGAUGAUGUCCCAUUUAAGAUAGGAGACAAAUUCAAGACCCCAGCGAAGGUUGGAUUACCCAUUGGUUUCUGCCUGCCUGAUUCUUCUCAGCUUGUCAGAGAAGCCCAGUAUGACUUCUCACUGGAAAAGAAAACAAUUGAGUGGGCUGAAGAUAUCAAAAAAAUUCAAGCUGCCCAGAGAGAAGCUGAACGCAAGGCAGAAGAAGCGCUAGCAAACUCAAAAGCAGCUCCAGAGGACAGCAACAAAAUGGGGUUCUCAGAGGGACCCUGCCCUGAGGCCAUGCCUCCUCCUAUCAACCCCAUCCUUGCUAGCCUGCAGCACAAUAAUAUUCUUACUCCCACGCCGGCCAACAGUAGCGCUGUGAAGCAAAAAGUUCUCAGUCCACCUCGUCCAAAAGCAGACUUCAACCCAGCUGAUUUUGAAUGUGAAGAAGACCCAUUUGACAAACUGGAAUUAAAAACUAUCGAUGAUAAGGAGGAAUUAAAGAAUAUUCUUGAAAUUCAUGUUGGUACUACUGGGCCAAUUGUUGCCCAGCUGUUGGAUAAUACUUUGCCCAAAGGAGGGUCUGAGUCUGUGUUGCAAGAUGAGGAAGUUCUGGCCUCCAUAGAAAGGGCCACGUUGGACUUCAAGCCCCUUCACAAACCCAAUGGCUUUAUCACUUUACCGCAGCUGGGAAACUGUGAAAAGAUGUCCUUGUCUUCCAAAGUGUCCCUGUCCCCUAUCACUUCAGUGAGCAAUAUCAAAUCCCUAUCCUUUCCUAAACUUGACUCCGAUGAGAGUGAUCAAAAAUCAUCAAAGCUCACAAGCACUUUCCGCAGCACCUCCUGUCUCCGCAAUGGCACUUUGCUCAGCUCUUUGCAGGCCUGUGCUCAGAGUAAAGCUAGUGAACUGAACGGACACCACAUGGUUGGUCUUUCCGCUCUAAAUGAGGACAAUGGCAUGGAGACAUCAAUGUUAUCCUCUUCAUCCAGACUGCCUUCCCUGGCCGUGUCGACAGUUUGUACAGAAGAAGAAUCAUCUCAAAGCACAGCGACUACGCAGGUACACCCAGACUACAAGGAAACAGAAAUCCCUGUGGUAACACACCAAAACUUUCCAGUAUCUAAAGUGCCCAAUAACACCAGCUGCACCAAGUGGUCGGGUGGCCCCGCUCCUGAACUACAGCAGGUCCUCUCCGCUAGCGAGAGGCAGUGCAUAGAGACGGUCGUCAACAUGGGCUAUUCGCCCGAGAACGUCCUGAAAGCCAUGAAGAAGAAGGGACAGAACAUAGACCAGGUUUUGGAUUACCUGUUUGCACAUGGACAGCUUUGUGAGAAGGGCUUUGAUCCGCUUCUUGUUGAAGCAGCUUUGGAAAUGCACCAGUGUUCAGAGGAGAAGAUCACAGAACUUCUCCAACUAAUGAGUCAAUUUAAAGAAAUGGGAUUUGAACUAAAAGACAUUAAGGAGGUCUUAUUAUUACAUAACAACGACCAACACAAUGCUUUGGAAGAUCUAAUGGCCCGUGCAGGAGCCAGCUGAAAACACAUUCCUGGAUUCUUGGCGUGCAACGGAGCAGGACCAGCCCCGCCACCUUCACAUCCAGUGUGACUUGCUCUCGGCAAGAAGGAGUACGGCUUUUCGCAUACAUGGGAGAGUGACUGAACAAGCCCACCCGCGUGCAUCACUCCAGCAUUUCUCUUUCCACCGAGAGCCAACUUUAUUUCUUAAAUUAAAUUUUUAAAGUGUCCUUUCCUAAGUUUCCUUUUUCCAGCUUGGCCACGGAAAGUUUAGACUGCCCAACCUCUACUGGAAUUGUACAUAGGUAGAGACAGGAGUGCUUUCCCCCCCUCACUGUUGCACUGGAGUUGGACAGAAGAAUACUAAGUUGGUUCUGAAACUAGGAUGCUUUGGUUCUUUGAAGCUGCUUUCAUGGUGUCUGCUUGUACUGAAUUACUUGACUGUAUCACAGUCCAGAUUAACUGGUUAAAUUUGACCCUUAGUGCAAUGGAGUUUUAUUUUUUGGUUGAAAGUUAGUCUGUAACUUAGUAAAACACUGGUUCGGAAACUGUCGCUAUGCAUAAAGAAAGAAGCUGUUCCUCUUGUGGUUUGUUUGGUUUGGUUUUUUUUUUCCUUUUUACCCAUGCAUCCAACACUUCUGCCAGACAUGAGCGUGCAAUCCGAGUGGUGUGUAAGUUCUCUUGAAAAAUGGUAAGCUGUGAACUCCACCUGGACCUGCAGCUUGUGUUGGUUCUUGCACCUGAAGGCAGAGAGCUGGGGCUCAGUAUUCUUAAUUGCCCGGGCUUGUAGGAUAUUUAAGACAAUGCCCUGUUAGGAAAUCAGUUAUCUUCUUGUUUUAAAUAAUACUCAGUGUGAUGCAGGAGGUUUCUUUCAAGCACUUUCUUUAAAACAAAUAUACUCACUGCAUUAGUUCCAUUUUUCACACUGCUAUAGAACUACAUAAUAACAUCUAGUACUAGAAAUCAGGUUUUGAGUUGGUUUUGAUAGUUCAAAGUAUUACGUUGUACAUUGUUCAAAUUCUAAAUACAUAAAGUAUCAGCAUUCUUGAGGAAUCUUUAAAGUAAUUUGCUAAAUAUUUUGAUUCUGCAGAAGAACUAAUAAAACCCUCAAAUAUAA